CACUGUUGUAUCGGAGCAUCCAAAGUAUCUUCAAUUGAGUAUACACCUUGUCCGAUACUAUGUUCCCUCCCAAAGUCUACCAGUUCCUCGUCGGGCUGUUUGCUGCCCUGGGCUCGUUUCUGUACGGCUAUGACCUGACCAUUGUCGCCGAGGUAGUCGUUGCCAGCCACUCCUUCCUGGAUUACUUCGACCCCUCCACCACGCAGGUCGGCCUGGUCGCCUCGCUGCUCACUGCCGGGGCGGUAGUGGGCGCCGGCAUCGCGUACCCCUGCUCCGACCGGUUUGGCCGCCGGGCCACCAUCUUGGCGGGGGGGAUCGUCUUCUGCCUGGGCGGGGGCUUACAGACAGGGGCUCGCAACUAUAGUUACAUUAUGGGAGGGCGCUUCAUUGCGGGAAUUGCGAUCGGCAUCCUGACAAUGAUCAUCCCCCUAUACCAGGCAGAGCUGGUCCAUCCCGACAUCCGUGGCUUGGUGACUGGUCUGCAGCAGUUUGUGCUGGGCGUUGGCGGCGUGUGUGGCAGCUGGAUCAGUUACGGCACCUUCGUCUCCUUCACUGAUAACCGACAAUGGCGCAUCCCCCUCGGCAUCCAGAUCGCCCCCGCCGCGCUCCUGUCGGCGCUGAUCCUGCUGUUCCCCGAGUCCCCGCGCUGGCUGAUCAGCAACGGCCAGGCGGACAAGGGACUGGCCACCCUCGCCAAGCUGCACGCCAACGGCAACACGCAGGAUCCCUGGGUGCUGGCCGAGUUCGAGCAGAUCCAGCUGCAGGUGGGCGAGGAGCAGGAGCUGAGGAAGCUCUCCAUCCUCCAGCUCUUCUCCAACAAGGCCAAUUUCCGCCGUCUGUUGCUCGCCUGUGCCAUGCAGGCCGCCACGCAGAUGACGGGCGUCUCCGCCAUCCAGUACUACUCGGUCACCAUCUUCGAGCAGAUCGGCAUCGACAGCACCAACACCCUGCGCUACCAGGCCAUCAACUCCAUCAUCGGUCUGCUCGGCGAGCUCCUGCUCAUGCUAAUCGUCGACCGUAUCGGCCGUCGCAAGCUGAUCAUCGGCGGCAACCUCGCCAUGUGUCUGACCUAUAUCAUCAGCACCAUCCUCAUGGCCCAGUUCCCCCCUCAAGUCGACAAUAAAAGCGCCCAUUGGGGGUUCAUCAUCAUGACUUGGCUCUAUAACUUUUGCUUUGCUAGCAUGGGCUCAUUAUCUUGGAUGAUUCCCGCCGAGAUCUUCGACACGGCCACCAGAGCCAUGGGUGUCGCCAUGGGUUGUAUGGUUUCUUUUGCAGUCAAUACCAUGAUCGGCCAGGUUACUCCUAUCGGGAUGGCCCAUUCAGGAUGGAAGUUCUACCUUCUGUUUGUUGUCUGCAAUUUCACAAACGCCGUCUUUUUCUGGGCCAUGCUCCCUGAAACCAAGAUGCUCCCCCUGGAGGAGAUGAAGGAACUGUUCACCCGCUCGCCCUGGUUCGUGGGAAGCAUGGAUACCACCAAAUUCCACGGCGAGAGCAUCGAAGAGCGGGCUCACCAGAUUGCCGCCAAGGAGACCCCCGAGCAUGCAGAGGAGGUUUAGACAGUCUUGCCAACUUUUCCACUAUCCUCAAGUGUGAUCUAUCAUCUCAGGUUGCUGCUAUAUAGUCUUUAAUUAUACUCGCCAGUAGUAUAUUAGCUGUAUACUUCCCCCAUGAAUGUACUAUCAU
Messenger RNA from Penicilliopsis zonata CBS 506.65, 1683 nucleotides. RefSeq lists its product as hypothetical. NCBI's taxonomy places the organism in Eukaryota, Fungi, Ascomycota, Eurotiomycetes, Eurotiales, Aspergillaceae. The transcript is spliced from 6 exons. Gene Ontology annotation, molecular function: carbohydrate:proton symporter activity. Gene Ontology annotation, biological process: transmembrane transport; carbohydrate transport. Gene Ontology annotation, cellular component: membrane. The record is from RefSeq and is a predicted model, not a curated record. Bases 60 to 1556 code for a protein of 498 amino acids.